UCGAAACGAUUCAGUUGUGCAGGGUUUGACAGUAGUCGCAUCAGUUGCUUGCCUGGCUGUUAUUCUGCCACCUGCUGACAGUCAGUCGCCGUUGUAUCACUUGCCACCGUUCUAAUGCGUACAGAGUAACUUUAAGUCAGCUUUACAACCAAACUGAAAACUUUAGGACUGGAAUACAAACUACUUUGUGGUUGUUGCGCGUCUCAAUGGACACUGUUCAGAAAUUGGUGUCUGGAUUUUCUCUGGACCUGGGACCAUUGAAAGAACCUCUAGGAUUUAUUCGUGUUCUAGAAUGGGUCUUCACCAUUUUUGCCUUUGCCACCACUGGAGGUUACUCUGGGACGUCCCACUUUACAGUCACAUGCACAGGAUCCCAGGAAGUGCAGGAUGUAAAGCCUGUGUUUGGCUACCCAUUCAGGUUGUCAGCGAACCCAUAUAAGAUACCGUCAUGUAACAGCAGUCCAUCCAAUGAGACCUACCUGCAGGGCGACUUCUCCUCCUCGGCAGAGUUCUUUGUGUGUGUCGGUGUGUUUGGGUUCCUUUAUUGCACCGCCACACUGAUCCUCUAUCUGGGCUACCAGCAUGUCUACCGCCAGACCACCCGCGGCCCCAUCAUAGACCUGGUGGUGACCGCUGCCUUUGCCUUCCUGUGGCUUGUGUCCUCCUCAGCCUGGGGCAAAGGCCUGACUGAUGUCAAAUGGGCCACUAACCCCGAACACCUAGUGGAGUCAUGCAAGGACAUCUGUCACCCAGCAGAGUUUCCUUCCAUGGGCCGCCUCAAUGCCUCUGUGAUUUUUGGUUUUUUGAAUUUGAUCCUGUGGGCAGGUAACGUCUGGUUCAUUUACAAGGAGACCCCUUUCCACAAGGAUCCCAACCCACCGACCACCAUGGAGGAAGGAGGGGCCCCUGGGCCCUAGCCACAUCACUGAGGGUCCUCAAGCAUAUAUAGCCCUGUACCCACAGCAGAAAUGCUUUGUGCCUAACACUGGUCUCUGAUGUUAACCCGCAGAAAUGGAAAAAAAGGAAGGCAAUUGUCCUAAAUACCCCCCUAUAGCCCCCAAAACUUGUCAGAGCUAUUUUUUAGUUACAGGUCUUUAGCUCAAGUUAACCCAGUGCCCAAUGACUGAGCAACACUAUGUUCUUAUUUUUUGUCAAUUCCUGUGUGCCUUGAAAACACUAAGUGCAAAUACAAACAAAAAUGCGAACACUUACACUACAAUAGGAGUUAAAACCUAAAACUGUAUGUAUUUGGUCUUCAGAACAGCAGGCCUGCAGUGUAUUUGCUUCCACAUUAGCCCAUUUCCCUCCCUUGAUGUCUGCCCUUCAGGGAGCACAUGAAGUUGUGAUGUAGAAGUUGAAAUCAAAUCGCCCUCACAACCAAAGAAAGCAAGCUGUCAUAAGAAACAACAUCCACAAACAAACUUUUUAGGUGGGAGCAAAUGCACACCUGGGGUUCUCUCUUGAGCAGGAGUCUAGUAAGGGCCUGCUCUUCUUCCAUCAUCUGUAAGAGGAAGUGCUACAGUACAGAUUCCAAGUAUUUUAAUUCUCAACAUGUCAGUCACUUCAAUUUCAAUAGAUCAGUCGUAGCCUGAAGGUCAAAAUAUGUUAAAUGCUCCUUUUCCUCCAGUUAAAGCAACGACUGAUACCAGCUGAUACCUGAACUCUGCCUCUGAGGCACCAGACCAUCUAAUGAUUAAAUUAACAGCCAUGCCAUCCCCCCCCCCCACCAAUGUUCUAAUCUGCCACACACAUUCAAAUAUACUUCAUAACCACAUGGAUGUUGCACUUUCAACACACUGAUUUUCUAACUGUUGAUGGCAAAAAGAAUACACACUGCAAGUAAAAAAUAACACCACAAUCUACUGCACUUCUCUGUACUUCAAGUGUCAUUUUCAGUGAUGUUUCAGGUUGUGAUAGCGUUUGCCACAGUCUUUUUAUUUUUAUUUUCAGCCUGUAUCCAGAACAAGGCAAGCUCUCUACAUGUUUAACCCACUAGCUGUUGUACAUAACUUUACAGUGGAAGGGACUGAUAGGCCAAACUGUGUUUAGUUCCUGUUUGUUCAAAAGGUUACAUUUACACUACUCAAUAACACUAAGACUUGUCCUUGUUUGAACUAUCUUUUGCAAAAGAUAGACUUGCAGUGACAUUAUUUAUAUACAGUUCAUAUGUAUUUUUAUCUACAUUUAAUUGGUCCAUUGCAUAUUUUUAAAACCAAUGUUGGGUUUCUGUUUGACACUUUUCCCAUUGGGAAAUACAGUGUGCAGCUUGUCUUUGAUUUUUUUUUUUUUUUAUUAUUAUUUUUUUAUUUUUUUUAUUUUGUAAUGUCAGAUUUGCUGUUAAAUUUGUUCUACCACUGAGGCUUAAUCUUGUGAUGAUAAAUAGUUCAGGUAACAAAAGGGUCUAAAUGUUGUUGCCAGAUUGAUGGAAUCCUGCUGUAUUUCUUUAUGCCUCCUGCUCAUCUUCUGCCCUACAUGCAACUUAACAGCCAAUGCCAUACAUUAGAACGUUUUGUAUUGAAUUGUAUUGUAUUGUUCUGAGUCACUGUUGAUGACUAUUUCUCAACACAUUGACAAUUUGCAUUGCACUAAGGGAUCUAAUGAUCUCUAUGAAGUAACUGUUUUGAUUUGCGUAAUUGGGCCAUCUGUGCAGCUGUUUUAUUUCAUUGCCGUAGCCUCUGUAAGGAAUAAGUGAGGGGCUGUUUGAGUCACUAUGAGUAAAGUAAUAUAUUUUCCACAUCAUAGUGAAAUUAGACACAUAUUUAGUGAGAUCAAUUUUAAAAGGUAAAUCUUAGUUAAUUAGAGCACAGUGAUAUGUGGGAUGUUUAUGUAAUGAAUUAUUGACAUUGGACUUUAUGUAUUUUAUGCCUUGUUUGUGCAAAAGGAAACAAUGGUUUAACUGUAUUGACAUGUGUAAAACAUGAGAGCUGCAACUGCUGGA
Molecule: messenger RNA, 2938 nt
Organism: Siniperca chuatsi (mandarin fish)
Lineage: Eukaryota; Metazoa; Chordata; Actinopteri; Centrarchiformes; Sinipercidae
Gene: sypl2a
Product: synaptophysin-like 2a
Exons: 6
Coding region: 207-917 (236 amino acids)
Cellular component (GO): synaptic vesicle; synaptic vesicle membrane
Source: RefSeq, a predicted model, not a curated record